AUGACGCGCUUCUUUGCGACGCACGAGUGCAACGCCCUCUGCACGGCGCUGGGGCUUCCGCCGUUUGAUGGACCGGACCCAAUGGCUGCACCCCUACCUCUUGCACCAUCGGAGGAUGAGAUGCGCUGCAGCUGUUGGCUCUGCGGGGCAACGUACACUCGGACGCACGCUGCCGUUGUAGCCGAGCUCAAGGCGAAUGACGGGUGCGACGUGCACUGCGAUGCGUGCACCGCGCUUAUUACUGCGACAACAUCGACCGUGGCCUGCAGCACGUGCAACCGACCCGUGACGUUUGCCGCAUACCGCUGCGAGAUGGAAGGCGAGGCACCACCAACGCUGUGCAUGGGGUGUACGCCACCGACGCUGCCGACGACGUGGAUCAAGCGAAUCCAUGCGGCAGUAGAAACGGCGGCGCAGGCGGACGGGUGGGCGACGCUGGCGGCCGUCGAGCACCACUUGGUCACGGCGCACCCUGAAGCGCUGGAAAUGCACCGACGCGGUCUUGUUGGGCCAGACAACAGCACGCUCAAGGAGAAGCUGCGCUUGAGCUUAAGCUUAGUCCGUCCGCCUACCUAG
Messenger RNA from Saprolegnia diclina VS20, 576 nucleotides. RefSeq lists its product as hypothetical. The transcript has 2 exons. The coding region runs from base 1 to 576 and encodes 191 amino acids. The record is from RefSeq and is a predicted model, not a curated record. Gene Ontology annotation, molecular function: protein serine/threonine kinase activity; ATP binding. Gene Ontology annotation, biological process: protein phosphorylation. Lineage: Eukaryota; Oomycota; Saprolegniomycetes; Saprolegniales; Saprolegniaceae.